This is a messenger RNA of Oryctolagus cuniculus (rabbit), 4011 nucleotides long. RefSeq lists its product as uncharacterized. The record is from RefSeq and is a predicted model, not a curated record. Gene Ontology annotation, molecular function: RNA polymerase II cis-regulatory region sequence-specific DNA binding; DNA-binding transcription repressor activity, RNA polymerase II-specific. Gene Ontology annotation, cellular component: nucleoplasm. Gene Ontology annotation, biological process: regulation of cytokine production; negative regulation of transcription by RNA polymerase II; regulation of immune system process. Lineage: Eukaryota; Metazoa; Chordata; Mammalia; Lagomorpha; Leporidae.
CCCUCCGACGCCAUUUACCCCUACGCUUUGGUUCCCUGCAGUGUUGAGUCGCUGAGUAUUCGGGCUGGGCGCCCUUUUCGGGCUUCUUUUCGGAACCUAGUGAGGAAAUCCCCUCCGCACCUUUGCACAAAUCGAGGCCUUCCAGGGAGGGCGUGUCCCCGGCUCUCCCGCCCUCCAGCCUCGCAGUCGCCGAGGGCAGCGCCCUGCGCCGGGUGCGCACCUUCCACCGGGGAGGCGGCGGCCGCGAGUGCGUCUGUCAGCUGGGUCGCAGGGCGCCGGCUGCACCGACCGCCCAGGGUCCCGUGAUGGCGGCCGUGGCGUCCCUGACAGACCAGACGCCGGUGCCUGUGACCUUUGAAGACGUGGCUGUGACUUUCACCCAGGAAGAGUGGAGGCAGCUGGACCCAGCUCAGCGGUCCUUGUACCAGGAGGUGAUGCUGGAGAACUGUGGGCUCCUGGUCUCUCUAGGAUGUCCUGUUCCCAGACCUGAGCUGAUCUGCCAGCUGGAGCGGGUGCAGGAGCCGUGGACUCUGAAGAAUGACCUCUCCCAAAGCUCUCGGUCAGGUCCUAAAGGAAGACUCAAGAACACAGAACCUGCCGCUUGUGAGCCAGCCUUGCGUGACGGAGCCUCAGGGGACUCCCAGCUGGUGCAAGCCAGGCAUCAGGACAGGUCAUCAGAAAUGCAGGAAGGAUACUUGAGACAAUGGCUAGACUCCCAAGAGGAAAAGCUUCCUGGGAAAGUGAAUUCUGGACAUGUUUUAGGGCCAGCUGAGGACAUGUGUUCAAGGAUUAUACAGCGGCAAGUCUCUCUAGGAGACACUGCCCAUAACCCUAGCUCCCAUGGACCAGGUAAGCAUCCCAUGAUUCAGGAAGAAGAAAAUACCUAUAAAUGCAGUGAAUGUGGGAAGGUGUUUAACAAGAAACACCUCCUUGCUGGACAUGAGAAAAUACACUCUGGAGUGAAGCCCUAUGAAUGCACAGAGUGUGGGAAGACCUUUAUUAAGAGCACUCACCUCCUUCAACACCAGAUGAUCCACACCGGGGAGAGGCCCUAUGAGUGCAUGGAGUGCGGGAAGGCCUUCAACCGCAAGUCAUACCUUACCCAGCACCAGCGGAUUCACAGUGGAGAGAAACCUUACAAGUGCAAUGAUUGUGGAAAGGCCUUCACUCACCGCUCCAAUUUUGUGUUGCAUAAUAGGAGACACACGGGAGAGAAAUCGUUUGUGUGUACAGAAUGUGGGCAAGUCUUUCGACAUAGGCCAGGUUUCCUACGACACUAUGUUGUCCACAGCGGGGAGAAUCCCUAUGAGUGCUUCGAGUGUGGUCAGGUCUUCAAACACAGGUCCUACCUCAUGUGGCACCAGCAGACUCAUACUGGGAAAAAGCCCUAUGAGUGCAGUGAGUGUGGGAAGGUCUUCUUGGAGAGUGCGGCCCUGAUUCACCACUAUGUCAUCCACACCGGGGAGAAGCCCUUUGAGUGCCUGGAGUGUGGGAAGGCCUUCAACCACAGGUCAUACCUCAAGAGGCACCAGCGGAUUCACACUGGGGAGAAGCCUUUUGUGUGCAGUGAAUGUGGGAAAGCCUUCACCCACUGCUCUACAUUUAUCUUGCAUAAGAGGGCCCACACUGGAGAAAAACCUUUUGAGUGCCAAGAGUGUGGGAAAGCCUUUAGCAACCGGAAAGACCUCAUUCGACACUUCAGCAUCCACACUGGAGAGAAGCCCUAUGAGUGUGUAGAGUGUGGGAAGGCCUUCACUCGCAUGUCAGGCCUCACGAGGCACAAGCGGAUUCACAGUGGAGAAAAGCCCUAUGAAUGCGUCGAGUGUGGGAAAUCCUUUUGUUGGAGCACAAACCUCAUUCGCCACGCCAUCAUACACACUGGAGAAAAGCCCUAUAAGUGCAGUGAAUGUGGAAAGGCAUUCAGUCGCAGCUCAUCCCUUACUCAGCAUCAAAAGAUGCACACGGGGAAGCACACUAUCAGUGUGACAGACGUGGGAAGACCUUUCACAAGUGUACCCACCUCAGUCACCCUCCGAGAACUCCUUUUAGGGAAAGACUUUUUGAAUGUGACAAAUGAGAAAAAUGUUUUGCCACAGGAAACUUCCUCAGCAUCUGAGAAUACACACCAAAGAAAAACCCCACAAGUGUCUUCACUGUGAGAAAACCUUCAGUUGCAGAAUAUUACUGCCAUUUAAAGAUUCAUAUUAGAAAUUAGAGCCUUAUUCUCCAUCUGAAAAUUCAUACUGGAGAGAAACCCAGUACAGUUUUUGCACAUAGGAAAACUUUUAGCUUCCAUUUUUUUAUUAGUUUACAGUGCCAAUUUAUCUCAGGAAUUGUUUUUAAAAUAGGAAAUGUAGAGAAAGUAAAGUGCAAGCACAGAUCUCAGACUCCUCUGCCAAAAGCUAUGACUCUCUGUCAUCGUCUUCUCAGUUUAUUUGAGGUGAGAGGAGUGUUGUGUCUUAUGUCUGUCCAGGAUCAAGAGGUUGACGCUUGAAAUCAAGUCUGUAAAUUCUACUGUGUUCUUAUGACAGUGGGAGGCUUGAGCCAUGAAAUACGUUUUUAUUUAAGGCAAUAAUAAUACACACUUGAACAGGCACAUUUUUGGAGCACCACUUUAGACUAUUUAAGGCUUAAUUUAAAAAAAAAAAAAAAAAGCUUCGUUCAUUUGCUUUUAAAAACCUGACACUCAGACCAUUUCUCGAUUCCUAUAUGUUGGUGUACUUGAUUGCUGUAGCUAUAUGGUAAAUCUUCAAAUUAGGUAAAAAUAAUUGCUUUCUAGGUUAGAACUUAUUUGACAUUUCUCUUUAACAUUUCCUAUAAAAUUUGAAGUUAGUCUAUACUUGCAAAAAAUUUCUCAGAUUUUCAAAGAAAUUGAGAUCAGUUUGUUGAUAAUUUAUAUCUUUAUCGAAUUUUGGUAUUAUUAAUAUAAUCUCCAUUUAUUUAAGCAUUCUUCAAUUUUAUAUAGUUUAAAAAAAAUAUAUAUAUAUAUAUAUAUAUAUAUAUAUAUCCUGUAUGGUUUUCUUAGGAUUCACAUUUAGUGGUUUUUUGUUUUGGCGUAGAUUUUUUUUUAACUUUUCAUUUUAUUUGAAGGCAGAGAGAGAUCUUCCAUCUGCUGGUUCACUCUCAAAAUGUCCAUAACAAUCUGGGGCUACCUCAGGUCAAAACCAGGAGCCAUCUAGGUUUUCCACAUAGGGGGCAGAUACCCAAGUACUUGAGCCAUCAUCUGCUGUCUCCUAGGGAGCAUGCCAGCAGGAAGCUGGAUUGGAAGCAGAGUCAAGUACUGUUGAUACGCAAUGCAGGCACCUCCUGUGGUGUCUUAACUGCUGCACCAAAUGCCUUUGUGUUGUGGGUUUUUUUUUUGGGUGGUGAUAAAUAGCCUUUAUUUUUUAAACUUGAAGUUUCUACAUGUUUUGUAGUGUACAGAAACACAAUUACACACACAUACUCAUAUAUAUUAAAGAUUGAUUUAUUUUAUUUGAAAGGAAGAGUUACAGAGAGGCAGAGACAGGUCUUACAUCCACUGGUUCAUUCCCUAAGUGACCACAACGACCGGAGCUGGGCUGAUCCAAAACCAGAAGCCAGGAGCUUCUUCUGGGUCUCCCACAUGGGUGCAGUGGCCUAAAGACUUGGGCCAUCUUCCACUGCUUUCUCAAGCCAUUAGCAGAGAGCUGGAUCCAAAGUGGAGUAGGGGCUUGCACUGUGGUGUAUCAGGUAAAGCCGCCAUCUGCAGUGCCGGCAUCCCAUAUGGGUGCUGGUUUGAGUCCUGGCUGCUCCACUUCUGAUACAGCUCUCUGUAUUGCCUGGGAAAGCAGUAGAAGAUGGCCCAAGUCCUUGGGCCCCUGUACCCACGUGGGAGACCUGAAAGAAGCUCCUGGCUCUUGGCUACUGUUGGUGCAGCUCCUGCUGUUGUGGCCAAUUGGGGAGUGAACCAGCAGAUGGAAGACCUCUCUCUGCCUCUCCUCUCUGUAUCUCUGACUUUCAAAUAAAUCUAAAAAAAAAAAAAAAAAAAAA